This is a messenger RNA of Oryctolagus cuniculus (rabbit), 1279 nucleotides long. RefSeq names its product secretion associated Ras related GTPase 1B (gene SAR1B). Gene Ontology annotation, molecular function: GTP binding; GTPase activity. Gene Ontology annotation, biological process: intracellular protein transport. Lineage: Eukaryota; Metazoa; Chordata; Mammalia; Lagomorpha; Leporidae. The record is from RefSeq and is a predicted model, not a curated record.
AUGGGAAAGUCCGGGCGCGACCUCGGGGACCGGCGGCGGGACUCGGUGGAGGCGGAACUGAGGACGCGCGGUGCUGGGAGCCCGCGGACCGUCGCCAGUGAAGCACCCGCCGGCCCGGAAGGGACCGACGGGAGCUCGGGCCGCGGCAGCCAUCGCGCUUUGCAGGUCGGGCUCAGAGGGUGUAGGGCUGACGCCAGCCGGGGAACCGCGUUCUCUUCGGUCGCAGGAUUAUAUAAGAAAACUGGUAAAUUGGUAUUUCUUGGAUUGGAUAAUGCGGGAAAAACAACAUUGCUACACAUGCUAAAAGAUGAUAGACUUGGACAGCAUGUCCCAACGUUACAUCCCACUUCAGAAGAACUCACCAUUGCUGGCAUGACUUUUACAACUUUUGACCUGGGUGGACAUGUUCAAGCUCGAAGAGUGUGGAAAAACUACCUUCCUGCUAUCAAUGGCAUUGUAUUUCUGGUGGACUGUGCAGACCAUGAGAGGCUGUUAGAAUCAAAAGAAGAACUUGAUUCACUAAUGACAGAUGAAACCAUUGCUAAUGUGCCUAUAUUGAUUCUUGGGAAUAAGAUCGACAGACCUGAAGCUAUUAGUGAAGAGAGGUUACGAGAGAUGUUUGGUUUAUAUGGCCACACAACUGGAAAGGGGAACGUGUCUCUCAAAGAACUGAAUGCUCGCCCUUUAGAAGUCUUCAUGUGCAGUGUGCUCAAAAGGCAAGGGUACGGAGAAGGCUUCCGCUGGAUGGCGCAGUACAUUGAUUAACACCAGCCUGCACUGCUUCCGGGCCUCACAGUCAGGCUCCCAGAGAUCUGAUCACUCAACGUGCAUAACUUGAAUUCAAGACUUUUGUUGGUUAUAAAGCAGAUGUUUUGUAGCUUAUUAAUCUAUCAACUUAAUUUGAGUGAGAAUUGAAAACUGAUUCAGCAGUAAGUUUGAAUAUCACAUUAGCUUUCUAAUUCCAUGAAAAUAAUUAAUUUUUACAGUUUAUAAUCUGACAUCACCCCAGCACCAUUUAUAAAGAACGUCUUUCCAGCAGUACAUUUGAAGCACUUUCUAACAACGUGAAACUACAGAUACAUAUUUAAAGGCUCAUCAUGUUAAAUUUUUUAUGUACUUUUUUGGAACUAGUUUUUAAAUUUUAGAUUAUAUGUCCACCUCUCUUAUGUGUACAGUUAAUAAUUAGCUUAUCAGUGAUUGCAUGAUGCCUUACAGUUUUCAAUAAUAGUUUUUCUUAUGCAAACGUCAUGCAAUAAAACAAACUCUAAUGUUUGGCUUC